AUGGCACCAACCACAGAACCUCUCAUCCGCCUAACUCUCCGCCUCAAAAAGCGCGAAGACAUCACCCACGAGCAAUUCCACCAUCACUGGACCCAUGUCCACGGACCGCCCGUCAGUGACUGGCUGCGCCCCCACGGGGUGAUCAGAUAUGUUCAGUACCACCAACCGCCCGAGCUUCGCGCCAAAGCCGCCGCCCUAUGGGACUUCCUGGGGGCCGAUUCCAUCUCGGACUGA
This is a messenger RNA of Aspergillus uvarum CBS 121591, 234 nucleotides long. RefSeq lists its product as uncharacterized. Gene Ontology annotation, molecular function: oxidoreductase activity. Lineage: Eukaryota; Fungi; Ascomycota; Eurotiomycetes; Eurotiales; Aspergillaceae. The record is from RefSeq and is a predicted model, not a curated record. Bases 1 to 234 code for a protein of 77 amino acids. The transcript is spliced from 2 exons.